Messenger RNA from Monosiga brevicollis MX1, 5324 nucleotides. RefSeq lists its product as uncharacterized. Gene Ontology annotation, cellular component: clathrin coat of coated pit; clathrin coat of trans-Golgi network vesicle; clathrin complex. NCBI's taxonomy places the organism in Eukaryota, Choanoflagellata, Craspedida, Salpingoecidae. Gene Ontology annotation, molecular function: structural molecule activity; clathrin light chain binding. The record is from RefSeq and is a predicted model, not a curated record. The transcript is spliced from 9 exons. Bases 23 to 5023 code for a protein of 1666 amino acids. Gene Ontology annotation, biological process: intracellular protein transport; receptor-mediated endocytosis.
CUCGCUGCCUCACACCAGCAGCAUGGCGGGCCUUCCCAUCAAGUUUCAGGAGAUGCUUCAGCUCACAAGCAUGGGCAUUGAUGCGGCCUCCAUCUCCUUCAACACACUGACCAUGGAGUCGGAAAAGUACAUUUGCGUCCGUGAAGCCAAGGCCGGUAAAACCGAGCUUGUGAUUGUUGAUGUCGCCAACAAGUCGGUGGAACGUAAGCCUGGAGGCGCAGAUAAUGCCAUUAUGAACCCUGCAGCCAACAUCAUUGCGCUCAAGGCAGCCAAGGUCCUGCAGAUCUUCAACCUUGAGACGAAGCAAAAACUCAAGGCGCACACGAUGGUGGACGACGUCCAGUUUUGGCGCUGGGUGGAUGACAAUACACUGGGUAUCGUCACCGCACAGUCCGUCUACCACUGGGCUCUUGAGGGUGAUUCUGCUCCCGUCAAGAUGUUCGAUCGCCAUGAGAGCCUCAACGGCACCCAGAUCAUCAACUACCGCACUGAUGCUGCCAAGCAAUGGCUCAUCCUGAUUGGCAUUAGCGCGCGCGACAACCGCGUGGUUGGUUCGAUGCAGCUCUAUUCGGUUGAGCGCAAGGUGUCUCAGCCCAUCGAGGCCCAUGCCGCCUGCUUCACGCAGUUCAAAAUGCCGGGAAAUCCUCACCCCUCCAACGUCCUCUGCAUGGCCAACCGUGGAGCUGCGGGCGCCAAGAUUCAUGUCAUUGAGGUCGGCGCGCCGGCCGCUGGCAACCGCCCCUUCACCAAGUGCAACGCCGACAUCUUCUUCCCCCAGGACGCUGCUGGUGAUUUCCCCGUCGCCAUGCAAAUUGGCCCCAAGUAUCAGAUGGCCUACGUCAUCACCAAGCUGGGCUACUUGCAUCUGUUUGACGUCGAGACGGCCUCGUGCAUCUUCAUGAAGCGCAUUUCCGCCGAGACCAUUUUCAUCACGGCCCCCCAGGACAGCGUCAGCGGCCUCAUCGGCGUCAACCGCCAGGGUCAGGUGCUCUCCGUCACCGUGGACGAGGCCAAUCUGGUCAGCCAUGUUACUUCACAGCUCAAGAACCCGCAACUUGCCCUCAAGCUGGCCGUGCGAGCUGAUCUGCCUGGUGCGGAGGAUACCUUUGUCCAGCAGUUUAACCACCUCUACGGCCAAGGCCAGUUUGCUGCUGCCGCCAAGGUGGCCGCUGAAGCUCCUCGCGGUAUCCUGCGCAACCAGGACACUAUUCAAAAGCUGCAGCAGGCUCCACAACAGCCGGGACAACAGCCCCCCAUCCUGCAGUACUUUAGCACUUUGCUUGAAACUUCCCGCCUCAACGCCCACGAGUCUGUUGAGCUCUGCCGCCCCGUUGUGCAGCAGAACCGCACCGAGCUCCUCGAAAAGUGGCUCAAGGAGGACAAGCUCGAGUGCAGCGAGCAACUGGGCGACAUGAUCAAGCCCAUCAGCCCCAAGUUUGCCCUCUCCGUGUAUUUGCGUGCCGAAGCCUCGGCCAAGGUGAUUCAGUGCUUCGCUGAGACUGGCGAGUUUGAUAAGCUGGUCCUCUAUGCCAAGAAGGUCAAUUACCAAGCCGACUACGCCUACAUUCUGCGCAUGAUUCUGCGCUCCAGCCCGGAUAAGGCCGUGCCCUUUGCCACCAGUCUGGUUAAGGAGGAUCCUCCUCUCGCUAACAUCAACUCUAUUGUGGACGCGUUUGACGAGAUGAAGCUUGUCCAGCCUUGCACCGCGUUCCUUCUGGAGGUUCUGAAGCCCAAUCUUCCGGAGCAGGGCGACCUGCAAACUCGCCUUUUGGAGAUGAACCUCAUGCAAGCCCCUCAAGUCGCCGACGCUAUUUUGGGUCAGGGCAUGCUCACGCACUUUGACAAGCAGCGUGUGGCUCAGCUCUGUGAACAGUGUGGCCUCACCCAGCGCGCUCUGGAGAACUACACUGACCUGUAUGACAUCAAGCGUGCCAUCAUUCACACUCAGAUGCUGGACCGCAACUGGCUUGUGCAGUACUUCUCCACGCUCUCAGUGGAUGAUUCUAUCGAGUGUCUGCGGGAGAUGUUGAGCAAGAACAUCCGCCAGAACCUGCAGGUGUGCGUUCAGAUUGCCAGCAAGUACCAUGAGCAGAUUGGCGCCGCCGCUCUUAUCGACCUUUUCGAGUCAUUCAAGUCGGCCGAGGGCCUCUUCUACUUUUUGGGUGCUGUUGUCAACAGCUCGGAGGACCCCGAAGUGCACUUCAAGUACAUUGAGGCAGCAUGCAAGACGGGUCAGACGAAGGAGGUGGAGCGCAUUUGCCGCACCAGCAACCACUACGACCCCGAGCGCGUCAAGAACUAUCUGAAGGAAGCCAAGCUCUCCGACCAGCUGCCUCUGAUCAUCGUUUGCGAUCGUUUUGACUUUGUUCAAGACUUGGUCAUGUACUUGUACAAGAACGACCAAAGGAAGUUCAUUGAAGUAUAUGUGACCAAGGUCAACCCCAAGCGUCUGCCCGCCGUUGUUGGUGGCCUCAUGGACGUCGACUGCUCGGAGGACACGAUCAAGAACUUGAUCAUGGUCGUUCGCGGCGAGUUUUCAACCGAUGACUUGGUUGCCGAGGUGGAGAAGCGCAACCGCCUGAAGAUGCUGCUGCCUUGGCUCGAGGGCCGUGUGCAAGAAGGUGUGACAGAGCCUGCCACACAUAAUGCUUUGGCCAAGAUCUACAUUGACAGCAACACCAAUGCCGAGCGUUUCCUGAAGGAGAACCAGUACUACGACAGUGCCGUCGUGGGCAAGUACUGCGAGAAGCGUGACCCCCAGAUGGCCUUUGUGGUUUACGAGCGAGGCAACUGCGAUGAUCAGCUGAUUGAGAUUUGCAACGCCAACGCCCUCCACAAGAACCUGGCUCGCUACCUGGUGCGCCGUAAGGACUCAGACCUCUGGGCCCGUGUGCUGGACGAGAGCAACGACCAACGCCGCUCGGUCAUUGAUCAGGUGGUGCAGACUGCGCUGUUGGAAGCCCAAGAUCCGGACGAAAUCUCCGUUGCUGUCAAGGCGUUUAUCGCGGCCGACAUUCCCUCUGAGCUCAUUGAGCUGCUCGAGAAGCUUGUCAUGGGCGAGUCCAUGUUCAGCAAGAACAGCAACCUGCAAAACCUCUUGAUCGUGACGGCCAUCAAGGCCGAUGGUGCACGCGUGUCCGAGUACAUCAACCGCCUGGACGACUACGAUGCCUCGACCAUUGCCCAGGUGGCCAUUGAGCACUCGCAGUUUGAGGACGCCUUUGCCGUCUUCAAGAAGUUUGAGGUGCACACCGAGGCUGUCAAGGUUCUUAUCAAUGAUAUCAAGAACCUGGAUCGCGCCUACGAGUACGCUGAGCGUGUUAACAAUGCUGAUGUGUGGAGCCUUUUGGCCGGCGCACAGCUGCGCGACGGCAUGAUCAAGGAGGCCAUUGAUAGUUACAUCAAGGCCAACGACCCGUCUGCCGUGCAGGGUGUCGUCAUGGCUGCCAAGACGCAUGACAAGUUUGAAGACCUCAUUCGCUACCUGCAAAUGGCGCGCAAGAAAUCCCGUGACGCCGCCAUUGAGACCGAGCUCGUCUUUGCGUACGCCAAGACAAACCGACUCGCCGACAUGGAGGAGUUUAUCACCAGCCAACACAUUGCCAACGUGCAGGAGGUUGGCGACCGCUGCUACGACGAGCAAUUGUGGGAGGCUGCCAAGAUCCUCUACUCUAAUGCCUCAAACUUUGCCCGUCUCAGCUCCACCUUGGUGCACCUCAAGGAGUACCAAGCAGCCGUGGAUGCUGCCCGCAAGGCCAACAGCACGCGCUCUUGGAAGGAGGUGUGCUUCGCCUGCGUUGACCACCAGGAGUUCAAGAUGGCGCAGAUUUGCGGCCUCAACAUCAUUGUUCAUGCCGACGAACUGGGUGAGCUCAUCUCCUAUUACCUGGUGCGGGGCCACUUUGAGCCGCUUAUUGCCCUCCUCGAGGCCGGCCUCGGCCUUGAGCGCGCCCACAUGGGUCUCUUUACCGAGCUUGCCAUCUUGUAUGGCCGUUACCAACCGGAGAAGAUGAAGGAGUACCUCGAGAUGUACUGGUCGCGUGUGAACAUUCCCAAGGUGCUGCGCGCCGCCGAGGAAGCUCACUUGUGGCCCGAGCUCGUGUUCUUGUACGACAAGUACGAUGAGUAUGACAACGCCGUCAUCACCAUGAUGGAGCAUCCGUCCGAGGCGUGGCACGACAAGCGUUUCCUCGAGAUGAUUGUCAAGGUGGCCAACACCGAGCUGUUUUACAAGGCCGUUGACUUUUACCUGUCCCACAAGCCGCUCCUGCUCAACGACCUGCUGACGGCCGUUGUUGGCCGCAUUGAUCAUACGCGUGCUGUCAAGUUGCUCAAAGACCGCGACGUCGUGGCCAUGGCCAAGCCUUACCUCAAGACUGUGCAACAGAACGACAACGUGGUCGUGAACGAGGCAUUGAACGACGUGCUGAUUCAUGAGGGUGACUACGAGGGUCUUCGUACCUCCAUCGAUGGUUACAAGAACUUUGACAACAUUGCCCUGGCUCAGCGAUUGGAAAAGCACGAGUUGCUCGAGUUCCGGCGCAUUUCCGCAUACCUCUACAAGGGCAACAACCGCUGGAAACAGAGCGUGGACAUUUGCAAGAAGGAUCGCCUCUACAAGGAUGCCAUGCAGUACGCGGCUGAAUCGCGCGAUCCUGAGGCGGCCAAGGCAUUGCUUGACUACUUUGUCGAGAUUGAUGACAAGGAAUGCUUUGCGGCAUGCUGCUUUGCCUGCUACGAUCUCUUGCGUCCGGAUGUCGUGACCGAGCUUGCAUGGCGCAACGGCAUGAUGGACUUUGCCAUGCCCUACCUGAUCCAGGUCAUGCGCGAGUACAUGGACAAGGUGGACAAGCUGGACACCCAUCACAUUGAGAAGAAGGCCGAGGAGGAGUCUCAACCACCUGCACCAGCCCUGGGUAUGCCUCAGCUCAUGCUGACUGGCCCAGGCAUGAUGGGUGGCAUGAUGGGUGGUAUGCAAGGGGGCAUGCCCCAGGGUGGUAUGCCCCAGGGUGGCAUGUAUUAAAAGUCGGCUGUGCCAGCACUGCUCCAUCCAACUUCCUAGCUAUCGAAUCGACCUGCCUGCCCCCUUCCUUGUUGUCCUUCUGUCAACAUUGUGUGGCUGCAUCAGGCAAGCGAUGCAUAGUCAUGGCAUGAGCUGAAAAUCUCAGCAUUUUGUUUCUCGUGAUCUCUCGCACUCUGAUUUUGCUUUUAUCUUCUGUUCUUCCACUCCUUUGCUCUUCUUUUCUCGCGGGGCCAGUGCCCAGGGUUAGGGCCGACCAGCAGUUGGGCUAUGAUCUUUAGUCAAUUGAAAAACCUCUCUUUUG